This is a messenger RNA of Hydractinia symbiolongicarpus, 677 nucleotides long. RefSeq names its product coiled-coil-helix-coiled-coil-helix domain-containing protein 2-like. Gene Ontology annotation, biological process: mitochondrion organization. Bases 128 to 592 code for a protein of 154 amino acids. NCBI's taxonomy places the organism in Eukaryota, Metazoa, Cnidaria, Hydrozoa, Anthoathecata, Hydractiniidae. The record is from RefSeq and is a predicted model, not a curated record. The transcript is spliced from 4 exons. Gene Ontology annotation, cellular component: mitochondrion; nucleus.
CAUGCAUCAGCUAAAUUUUGGAUGACGAAAGGUUAACAAGACACAACAGGACGAAACGAAGCGGAGGACUAAAACAGUAAUUGUUUUUUUGUUUUUUUUACCUAUACACAUUUAAACAACAUAUAAAAUGCCUCGUUCAAGAUCAGGAGGAAGAUCUUCUUUUUCUCGUCCCAUGUCUUCUCAAUCAGCAAGACCAAGAAGUCCACCACCACGACCUCCUACUAGAAAUGUUCCAGCUGCUGCACCAGCCAGUUCAGUAGCUUCACCAACAUCGCAGCCCAGGCAACCUGGACUUUUUGCUAACAUGGCCUCCACAGCUGCUGGCGUUGCUGUUGGAUCAACUGUGGGUCACACUCUUGGCCAUGCUAUCACUGGGGGCUUAAGUAGUGGUGGUGGUGGUGGCGAGGCUGACCAUGCUCAACAACAACAACAAUUUGAACGCAAUCCACAAAAUCCAUGUGAGUAUGAAAUGAAACAGUUUUUGGAAUGCGCCCAAGGACAAACAGAUAUCACAUUAUGUCAAGGUUUUAACGAAGCUUUGAAACAAUGUAAACUCUAUUACAAUACUACUGGAGGUGCUGUGUUGCAAUAACGAAGAAUUUUGAAAAAUAUUUUGUUGCAGCGUUGUAUUUAUAGAUUUUAUAUGCCAUGAAUUAUAUUCAGUAUAUUUCGUUUAA